CUUCCAUCCACGGGGAAUGCAAAAGAAUAUUGUCCACUAUGUUUAUCAAAAUAUGGUGGAUGGCACUAUUGGAUCACAGCUUAAGAAGUGUCUCCAGGUGCCCUUUGUACGGUCUCUCUACUUGUACCGUCUGUUCCGAACAGCAAGUCCCUUUGACAGAAGAAUCACAGCUUUGGAAUGGCAUCCAAUGCAUCCCAGCACCGUUGCUGUGGGCUCCAAAGGAGGAGACAUCAUCCUGUGGAAUUAUGAAGUGCUCAAUAAAGCAUGUUUUAUUAAAGGGAUUGGAGCUGGAGGGGCCAUCACAGGAAUGAAGUUUAAUCCUUUUAAUUCAAGUGAGCUGUACACAUCAUCAGUUUCUGGAACUACUGUCUUGCAAGAUUUUAAUGGCAACAGAAUCCGGAUCUUGGCCAAUACCCAUGACUGGAAUUUCUGGUAUUGCAGUGUUGAUGUAUCUGCAACUCGUCGGACUGUAGUAACAGGAGAUAACGUAGGAAACGUGAUUUUGCUCAGUACUGAAGGUGAAAAGAUAUGGAAUUUGAAGCUCCACAAAAGGAAAGUGACUCAUGUGGAGUUUAAUUCUCACUGUGAUUGGCUGCUGGCUACGGCCUCUAUGGAUCAGACAGUCAAAAUCUGGGAUCUGAGAAAUAUUAAAGAUAAAUCGAGUUGUCUUCAUGUACUUCAGCAUGAUAAAGGUGUCAAUGCAGGCUUUAAUAUUCUGAUAUGGGACCGAGAAGUAAUGAUAGGUAAGAAGCAAGAGGAUCUCAUGCAAGCAAUGAAAGAGCAGAAGGAUGUGCCCCACCAAAGAGGACAGAGGCAAAGGCAAUCAAACAAAGAAACAAACAAAUCCAAAACUAAACUGCUCAGUCUUGAAUUAGAGGACACCAAAACAAAGGGUAAAGAAUAUACAAUGUACACUAAGAGAAGAAAAGACCCGGAGGACUUAUGAGUCAAGCUUGUGUCACUAGUGUUUGCUUGGAGCAAAGUUGGUGCUGCUGGUAUAAUGUGUGACAUUGACUUCAGAAGAAGGAAGCCCUUUUUACUGUGGACCAUCUUCUUUGAUGAUGGAAAUUAUGCUAGAGAACUGAGUCAUCUACUAUUAUGGGCAAGGCAUAAGGCAUUUACAUAUGCAUGUACUUAAAUGAGCUAAAAGGAACAUUCUGUUGUGUGUACCUGAAGGCUUUUAAUUGUUUAAGGCAAAGUACAAUGCGCAAAGGUAUGCUAUCAACCCAGAUUACAGUAUAUUUUCAAACCUGGCUCUUUUCUUUUCAUAAUAUAUUGAAAACUAUGUUCGUCCUAUGCUCACUAAAAAUAAGAGCUGCUUGUUUGUUUGUUUUAAGGACCAACAUAAUUUGUUUUUUCUCAGACACAGGCAUUUGUAUUGUGUGAGAUUGUAAAACUGUAUAGAACUUAGACAUAUAGAGGUACAAAAAAGGCAACUAGCUAUAGGUACUUUACUUUACUUUAAAACAGUUAUUGUGAUUCACUUACUGUGUUCUUUUGUUCAAAAAUAAUAUGUUUAAUAAUGUUUUUGUAUCAUAAUUAUUUUGUUAUACAGAGAAGCUACAUGCUUCUUGAGAAACAUAAUAGUUAGGGCAUAAGCCUGCUUAAAGAAUAUAUUGGAGAAACUUAAUAAAAAUUGAAUGAA
Messenger RNA from Thamnophis sirtalis, 1645 nucleotides. Lineage: Eukaryota; Metazoa; Chordata; Lepidosauria; Squamata; Natricidae. The record is from RefSeq and is a predicted model, not a curated record.